AUGAAUAUGAAUAACAGUCUUAACAACACUCUUGAUUUCGUAAAAAUAGAUGUAAAACCAAAUCCCAUAAUGAAUCGAAAAACAGAAAUCUUCUCCACAGAACUUCAGACUGCUUCUUUUUCUUCAAAACUCCCUUACUUCUUCCAUUCCAAAGAACCCAAAGUAAUGCUUUCACUGCACACCUCCAUAAAAUUCUACCUUCUUUGUCUUCCCAAAACCUCCAAAAUACAUGCUAACGAUACGAAUCUGGAAUCUCUACCUAAUAUUUUGGCAAGGCAUUAUGCAGUGCUGCGUAAUCUAGAUAAGAGUUUACAAGAUAUUCAGAGGCAAAAUGAACAGCGCUGUGAACAAGAAAUAGAGGACAUUAAGCGUGAAAUUAAGUCUGGAAAUAUUACACCUGAUACGUCCCUUAUUAGAUUCUCGGAUGAGGCUCUUGAUGAGCAAAAGCACAGCAUUGGCAUUGCAGAUGAAAAGGUUAUGUUGGCUGUUCGGGCAUAUGAUUUGGUGGAUACACACAUACAACAACUUGAUCAAUAUUUAAAAACUUUUGAGGAAGAGCUGCGUGAAAGAGAUACUGUUGCUGCAAGCGCAUUGCCUGCUCCAAGUGCCGAUACGGGUGCAAAACCUGGAAGGAGUAGUGAAGGUGGUAGAGGAGGGCGUAAGAAAACAAGACUGGCAACAGCAACAGCGGCAACAGCAACUGCAGCUGUCAAUCCUACUGCUAUGGAUUUAGAUAUACCAGUGGAUCCAAAUGAACCCACGUACUGUUUAUGUAACCAAGUUAGCUAUGGAGAGAUGGUUGCGUGUGAGAACCCCAAUUGCAAGGUAGAAUGGUUCCAUUUUGGGUGUGUUGGUCUGAAAGACAAACCAAAAGGGAAGUGGUACUGUCCAGAUUGCGCGGCAUUGAAAAAUCGCCGCAAGGGCAGAUGA
Molecule: messenger RNA, 930 nt
Organism: Prunus armeniaca (apricot)
Lineage: Eukaryota; Viridiplantae; Streptophyta; Magnoliopsida; Rosales; Rosaceae
Source: the annotation of a GenBank genome assembly